CUGCUAGAAACGAAGCUGAAAAACAAUGUUUUUCUUUAGAUACUAUUGUUACGUUGGAAGGUGGAAAAAAAAUUGAAAUGUCUGAAGUUAGAGUUGGUGAUAAGGUCGCUUGUGUCGGCUCUAAUAAUAAAGUAGAGUAUUCGGAAGUUUAUCUGAUUGCUCAUGUAGAUAAGGAUAAACAAGCCGAAUUCUUAAAAGUCGAUUACACUAAACCUGAUGGAACAACAGGAUGUUUGAACUUAACUUCAGAACAUCAUUUGUUUGUUAAUGGUUCGUUUGAUUACGCUCAUAAUAUUCGUCCAAAUGAUUCACAAAUUCAGAUUUUAUACAAAGAUGAAUUAAUUCCCGUAAGAGUUACAAACGUCUCCAAGGAAAUACGCAAAGGGUACAUCGGAAUCUUUACACGUACCGGAACAAUCAUAGCGGAUGAUGUAUUUUGUAGUUGUUAUUCUAGUUGUCCACCGUACCAAAAUAUUAUUCAUUAUAUUAUGGCCCCCAUACGAUUUACAACUCUAUUUCAUAAAUCAAAUUAUUGUGAUAGUGAGAUUCAUCCUUAUUUGAAGUUUCUUUAUAAUAAUUAUAAAUCCAUUACUGGAGCUUUUUAAUUAGAAUAACGAAUAUUUUGGAAAUCUCCGAUUUUUUUUCGUAUUUU
Rhizophagus irregularis DAOM 181602=DAOM 197198 is the source of this 652-nucleotide messenger RNA. RefSeq lists its product as uncharacterized. NCBI's taxonomy places the organism in Eukaryota, Fungi, Glomeromycota, Glomeromycetes, Glomerales, Glomeraceae. Gene Ontology annotation, biological process: protein autoprocessing. Gene Ontology annotation, molecular function: GTP binding. The record is from RefSeq and is a predicted model, not a curated record.